Trifolium pratense (red clover) is the source of this 3068-nucleotide messenger RNA. Its product is annotated as linoleate 13S-lipoxygenase 3-1, chloroplastic-like. Lineage: Eukaryota; Viridiplantae; Streptophyta; Magnoliopsida; Fabales; Fabaceae. The record is from RefSeq and is a predicted model, not a curated record. The transcript is spliced from 8 exons. Gene Ontology annotation, molecular function: protein binding; oxidoreductase activity, acting on single donors with incorporation of molecular oxygen, incorporation of two atoms of oxygen; metal ion binding. The coding region runs from base 174 to 2867 and encodes 897 amino acids. Gene Ontology annotation, biological process: lipid oxidation.
GUCUCACAUUGUUUAAGUUUCCAAACUUUUGAUCACAUAAAUAUGUCAAGACAACCUCACCCUAUGAGCUAACUUUGGUUGAGAUCCAAACGUGUUUAACGAUAAUAAUUUAACAUUUUUUGGCUAUAUAUUGGGACAUUCAUUUGGUUUUGGUAAGUAGGCAAAUCAAAGAAAUGGCUGGGACGAAAAUUGUCACGGCCAUGAAUUGCAUGCCACAAAACAAAGUUCAUGGGUUUCAAGGACGCACACCUCUUAGUCUAAGCCAUUCCAUUAAGAAGCAAAAAUUGGUGUAUUAUUGGAGUAUGAAUGGUAAGAGUAAGACCAAAUUCAGAGUAAUGAAUCAGAAGGGGAAACAAAUAGCACCACAAGUGGAAACUGAGGAGAACAUUACUAGCACCAAGUUUAUGGCGCUGGUUUCCGUGAGAAAUAGUAGUAAUAAUAAUAAGGCAUUUCUGAAUAAUUUCCUAAGUAUUUUCAUGCCUCAAAACAAUACCAAAGGUUGUGUUGUUCUGCAGUUAGUAAGCACAAAACUUGAUCCUAGGAGUAUGGAGCCAAAGUUGAGCCAUGAAACAGUGUUGGAGUUUUCCAAAUUAGAACAUAAAGGAAGCACAAGCAGCAUCUACAGAGUGGAAUUCAUAGUUGACUCAGAUUUUGGUGUCCCUGGAGCUGUCACUGCAGUUAACAACUAUGACAAUGAGUUUUUCUUGGAAACUAUAAACAUUAAAGAAAAGGGAAAUAUUUGUUUCUCUUGCGAGUCUUGGAUUCAACCAAAUAAGCUUGAUCCACACAAGAGAAUUUUCUUCAUCAACAAAGUGUAUCUACCUUGUGAAACACCAAAUGGGCUGAAAGAAUUCAGAGGAAGGGAGCUAAAGCAAAUGAGAGGUGGUGAUGAUGGUAGUGAGAAAGGACAACUGAGACCUUGGAACAGGAUUUAUGACUAUGAUGUUUACAAUGAUUUGGGAGAUCCAGACAAAGGAAAUGAUUAUGCAAGGCCAACUCUUGGUGGCCAACACAACCCUCAUCCCACACGUUGUCGUACCGGUCGUCCUCCUACCAAGUCUGAUGCGAAGGCAGAAUCGCGACCAAGUGAAUCAGAGUUAAUAUAUGUGCCUAGAGAUGAAGAAUAUGAGGACAUUAAGCAACAAUAUAUUAAUCAAGGAAAAUUGAAGGCAGUGCUUCGUAAUAUUGUGCCUGGUUUAAGGUAUAAAAUCAUGGGCAGUGAAGUAAUUUCAAACAUUGAUCGCUUCAUUCAAGAGCCUACAGAGCACUCUGUACCCAAGUCUCUGCUCAAUUUAGGAGUGGCCAUGGGACAAUUUUUUAAAUUUGACCCUCCAAAGCUAUUUUCAAGUGGAAAAUCACAUUUCUUAAGUGAUGAUGAAUUUGGACGUCAAGUGCUCGCUGGGUUAAACCCUUUAAGUAUUGCAAGGCUAAAGGUUUUCCCACCAGUAAGUAAGCUGGAUCCCUCUAUAUAUGGUUCAGUAGAGUCGGCAUUGAAAGAAGAACACAUUAUAGACCACAUUGAAGGGAUGUCUAUCCAACAGGCAUUGGAAGAGAAUAAGUUAUUCGUGCUGGACUAUCAUGAUGUUUACUUGCCAUUCCUUGAUCGGAUUAAUGCUCUUGAAGAGCGCAAAGCUUAUGCGACAACCACAAUUUUCUUCCUCACCAAAAUGGGAACUUUAAAACCCAUUGCUAUUCAGCUUGCUCUGCCAACAGGGGAUCCAAAUACUGCAUGCAAGCAGGUUCUUAACCCUUCGGUAGAUAAAACCUCCAAAUGGCUCUGGCAAUUCGCCAAAGCCCAUGUUUGUGCUAAUGAUGGUGGUGUUCAUACACUAGUGCACCACUGGUUAAGAAUACAUGCAUGCAUAGAACCAUUAAUAAUUGCAGCUCAUCGGCAAUUAAGUGUGAUGCAUCCUGUAUUCAAGCUUCUGCAUCCCCAUAUGCGCUAUACACUCAAGACAAAUGCAACAGCCCGUGAGGUACUCAUCAACGCUGAAGGUUCCAUAGAGAAAAACUACACUCCCGGGAGAUACAGUAUGCAAAUUACCUGUGCUGCCUAUAAAGAUUGGUGGCGGUUCGACAUGGAAGGCCUUCCUCCCGAUCUUAUAAGAAGAGGUUUGGCAGUUCCAGAUGCAACCCAGCCACAUGGUAUUAGACUACUUAUUGAAGAUUAUCCUUAUGCAGCUGAUGGACUCCUCAUAUGGUCCAGUAUAGAGAAGUUGGUCAGGACCUAUGUGAACCAUUACUACAAAGAUUUGAAUGCCAUUUCUUCUGACUAUGAACUCCAAUCCUGGUACAAAGAAUUCAUCAACAUGGGACACCCUGAUCAUAAAAACGCUUCCUGGUGGCCACAACUUCACAACCCUGAGGAUCUCAUAUCCUUGCUUACCACCAUAAUCUGGAUUGUAUCAGCGCAGCAUGCUGUCUUGAACUUUAGUCAAUACCCCUAUGCUGGGUAUGUCCCAAUCCGGCCACAAUUAAUGAGAAAACUAAUUCCAAAUGAGGAGGAUUCUGACUACGCAGAUUUCGUCAAGGAUCCAGAGAGAUACUUUCUAUCAUCACUGCCAAGUUUAUUUCAGGCAACAAAGUUCAUGGCUGUGAUCAACAUAGGUUCGGCACACUCACCGGAUGAGGAGUAUAUAGGAGAUAGAAAUGACAAGUCUUCUUGGUUGGGAGAACCUGAGAUCAUUGAUGCACUCAUCCAAUUUUCAACGGACAUGAAAAAUAUUGAGAAGGAGAUUAAAAGAAGAAAUGCUGAUCCAAAACUUAGGAAUCGAUGUGGCCAUGGAGUUUCAUCAUAUGAACUGCUUAUACCAAGCUCAGGAAGUGGGGCUACCGGACGAGGGGUGCCAAAUAGUGCAACAGUUUAAUAUGUGUUGUGGACAGACCAGGCACUGAAUAUAUGUUCUAUUAUUAUUCACAUCUUAGGUGCAUUAAAAUGGAUACAAAGUCCAUCACCUAUAAACACAAAACCUAAUAAUAACAUAAAAUAAAAGAACACUAGAGGGUUGAAGUCAUUUGCAACUAUGUAGCAGAUUUGGAAGUUAACAAGUUUAAAUCUUUCUGUGUUA